Messenger RNA from Gymnodraco acuticeps, 3580 nucleotides. It is a transcript of the gene mpx, whose product is annotated as myeloid-specific peroxidase. The transcript is spliced from 15 exons. Gene Ontology annotation, molecular function: protein binding; peroxidase activity; heme binding. The record is from RefSeq and is a predicted model, not a curated record. The coding region runs from base 35 to 3166 and encodes 1043 amino acids. Lineage: Eukaryota; Metazoa; Chordata; Actinopteri; Perciformes; Bathydraconidae. Gene Ontology annotation, biological process: response to oxidative stress.
UCAAAUCUUCACAGGAGUCUUCACAGACACAGAGAUGCUUCUCUCUGCCCUUCUUGUGCUGGGCGUCUGCCUGAUUCCUGCUCACUCCAAACCAGCAGGGGAACAACUCGGCAGUCCUCUUCUUCAAACCUGUUUUGAGGAGGCAAAGAAAAUUGUUGACGAUGCUUACAAGUACUCAAGAGAAGAGAGUCUGAGACGGGUCCGUAAAGAGGUGGUGCGUCCUCAGGAUGCUCUCCGCCUGCUGAAGCAGCCUCGCGGUGGAACGCGCUCAGCUGUGAGAUCUGCAGACUACAUGGCACAAACCCUCCGCCUGCUACAGGAGAGGGUGCAUCAUGUGCACAAACGCUCAUUCAACGUAACAGAUUUGCUCUCUGAAGAGGACCUGAAUAAGCUGUCAGAAAUAACUGGAUGUGCAAGUCAAGUCACUUUUCCUUCAUGCCGCACAACACCAAACCUCAACAGGUAUCGCACAGCCACCAGCGUCUGCAACAACAUAAAAAACCCGCGCCUCGGAUCCUCCAACACCCCUUUCGCCCGUUGGCUUCCUGCUGAGUAUGACGACGCCAUCUCCCAACCGAAGGGCUGGGACAUAACUCGAAGAUUCAACAACUUCUCGCUCCCACUGGUGCGACAGGUGUCCAACAACAUCCUGAGCACAACAGACGCGGGCGUGGUCAACGACCGAGAAUACACUCACAUGGUGACCAUGUUUGGUCAAUGGAACGACCAUGAUCUCACCAUCACGCCAUUUUCCCCCAGCAUCCGCUCCUUCAGCAACGGCAUCAACUGUGACGAGAGCUGUGAGAAAACCGAGCCAUGCAUACCCAUCCCGAUUCCUCCCGGCGACCCCCGCUUGCCCACCGGCCGAAACAGUUGCAUCCCUGCGUUCAGAUCGGCCCCUGUUUGCGGUUCAGGAUACUCCGCCUACAAUUUUGGCGGGGAACCUAAAAAGAGAGAGCAGAUCAACGCGCUGACGGCCUUCCUGGAUCUGGGCCAGGUAUACGGCUCUGAGGAGCAGCUCGCCAAGUAUCUCCGAGAUCCCGACAGUGACGGUGGUUUGCUGCGCGUUAACACCGAGUUCAGAGACAACAGACGUGAGCUGCUGCCCUUCCACCCUAUGCAGGCGAAUAUGUGCGCCACUCGCAGGAGGGUCACCAACGACACCAACGCCAGAGAGGUGCCCUGUUUCAUCGCAGGUGACGUCCGCGUUGACGAGAACAUCGCUCUCACAUCUAUUCACACUCUGUUCAUGCGUGAGCACAACCGCCUGGCCCGGCAGCUGAAGAGAAUAAACCCGCAGUGGGACAGUGAGAUGCUCUACCAGGAGGCCCGCAAAAUCAUGGGGGCUUACACACAGUUGUUUGUGUUCAGGGACUAUCUGCCUCACAUUGUGGGUCCUGAAGCAAUGCGUAGACAGCUUGGCCGUUACCCCGGCUACAAUGCUAACGUGGACCCCGGCAUCGCCAACGUCUUCGCUACAGCAGCUUACCGCUUCGCCCACUUGGCCAUCCAGCCUGUCGUAUUCCGUCUGGAUGAUAACUACAGGGAGAACUCCCGCUUACCCAGCGUGCCUUUGUACGAGGCCUUCUUCACCCCCUGGAGGGUCGUCUUCGAGGGGGGCAUUGACCCCGUGCUCCGUGGUCUGGUUGGACGUCCUGCUAAGCUGAACACUCAGGAUCACAUGAUGGUGGACGCUCUGAGGGAGCGCUUGUUCCAGUUUGUGAUGACUCUGGCUUUGGAUCUUGGUUCUCUUAACAUGCAGAGGGGGCGUGACCACGGCUUGCCUGGCUACAACGCCUGGCGCAAGUUAUGUGGCCUGUCUCAGCCAGGGAACCAGAGAGAGCUUGCUCAAGUUUUGAACAACACCAACCUGGCCCGUAAGCUGCUGCAGCUCUACGGGACCCCCGCCAACAUCGACGUCUGGAUGGGAGGCGUGGCGGAGCCGUUUGUCCGUGGCGGCCGCGUGGGGCCUCUGUUUGCCUGCCUCAUCGCAUCACAGUUCCAGAGGAUCCGCCAGGGGGACAGGCUGUGGUACGAGAACCAGGGCGUGUUCUCCCCGGCUCAGAGAGCGGCUCUGUCCACCUCCACCAUAUCCAGGAUCAUCUGCGACAACACCGGCAUCUCGUCUAUCCCUACCGACGCCUUCAGCGUCAUCUCAAACCGCAACAGACUUGUCCGUUGCUCCAGCAUCCGACGCCUGAACCUGUUCGCCUGGAGGGACAGGUGCAGAGGCUGUAAACAACCUAGAGGAAACCCAGGAACCCCGGGAACCCCAGGAACCUCAAGAGCCAAAGUCUCCCCAGGCACAUCAGGAACCUCAAGAGCCCCAGGUUUCCCAGGAACCUCAAGUACCCCAGUCUCCCCAGGCACAUCAGGAACCUCAAGAGCCCCAGGUUUCCCAGGAACCUCAAGUACCCCAGUCUCCCCAGGCACAUCAGGAACCUCAAGAGCCCCAGGUUUCCCAGGAACCUCAAGUACCCCAGUCUCCCCAGGCACAUCAGGAACCUCAAGAGCCCCAGGUUUCCCAGGAACCUCAAGUACCCCAGUCUCCCCAGGCACAUCAGGAACCUCAAGAGCCCCAGGUUUCCCAGGAACCUCAAAUACCCCAGUCUCCCCAGGCACAUCAGGAACCUCAAGAGCCCCAGGUUUCCCAGGAACCUCAAAUACCCCAGUCUGCCCAGGUACAUCAGGAACCUCAGGAUGUGAGGGGUCUCCAGGACAACGAGAUCCAUUAGCAUCAAACAUAAAAAAAGACCAGCUGCCAGCUCUUCCCAGCAAUGCUUCACUGUCAAACUCUGCCUUCUCCGUCCGCCUGGGCGAGUACAGCCCCUCCUCAGAGAGAAUCAUCCGUUUCCAAGAGGUCAUCUACAACAAACAGGGCCAAUACAGCACAGAGACGGGCCAGUUCACCUGCGUCAUGCCCGGUGUUUAUCAAUUCAGCUUUCUCUGCAAAUCCUUCCUCAGUUCAGGAAAUGUAGACCUGAUUCGUAACAACAAGGUGGCGCUGCGCAGCUUCAAGGUUUUUCUGGGAGGUCUGCACAUGUCAGCAGGGGACAUGCUGCUCUGGCUCAGGGCGGGGGACAAAGUGUGGCUGGAGGCGAGUGGCGGGACGGUCGGCCUGAGCACAGAGAGCUACUUCUCCGGUCACUGGCUUUACGCUGCGUGACUCAAACGCUUCUCCUUACAGCCGCUCUAUUAAACCCAUGGUCUGUCUGUCAAGAUCUGCAUUCCUCUCUGCACUGAGCUUCACUUUACAUUAAUCACAUCUUAAAACAUAUCUAUGAUUUAUGAUUUACUUUUUUUUUAUCAGUAAUAUGAACAAAUAUUGGAUAGUUUGAAGCAGCCUUACCAACAUGAAAUGUUUUGCCUCAAAUCUGUUCAGAUCUGUUACAGCAUGCAGUCUAUUGGACCAAAAAUAAAUCAGUAGCCAACUUUUAUGAUGUGAUUUAAAAGUGUUUUUAUUAAUAUUUAUGACAAUGUAAUGUAAGACAGUGUUGUGCUUAGUCUUUGAGGCUUACUUACUGUAAAUGUUCCUGUUUCGUUUCACUUUCUAUAAAUAAACUAAAGAGACUAGCAGAAA